Babesia microti strain RI is the source of this 414-nucleotide messenger RNA. RefSeq lists its product as hypothetical. NCBI's taxonomy places the organism in Eukaryota, Apicomplexa, Aconoidasida, Piroplasmida, Babesiidae. The record is from RefSeq and is a predicted model, not a curated record. The coding region runs from base 1 to 414 and encodes 137 amino acids. The transcript has a single exon.
AUGAGAGGGAAUUAUUUAUUAUCACUAUUAGCUCCAUUAGCUGUAAUAUGUGUUAUAGAUUCCAGGAAGAAACUGCUAGACCGAUCAGUUAUGUUGAAGAUAAGAGAGAUAGCAGAUAGGACGCAUAUGAUGUCAGGCGCCGUAUCUAAAAAUGCCUUUCUCAUAUCCAAAGUAAUAGAUAACCUAUCCUCCCAACUUCGGUACCAGUCAAAUACCAUCGUGUAUGAUAACCUAGAAAAUAGGAAUAAAGUAUUUGGAAUUCUGGACAGCUUCCUAAAAAUUGCCAAGGAAGAUCGGUACAGUAGGGGACCUCCUCAGAUUUCAGAAAUGCGCGCAGAACUCAAAUUGGUACAAAAUGAAGUAAAAAUACUAAGAUCAGAAUUAGAAAGUGUUUGGCACCGGCGUAACAAUUAG